Messenger RNA from Diachasma alloeum, 2709 nucleotides. RefSeq names its product WD and tetratricopeptide repeats protein 1 (gene adp). Gene Ontology annotation, biological process: negative regulation of fatty acid biosynthetic process. The coding region runs from base 416 to 2446 and encodes 676 amino acids. Gene Ontology annotation, cellular component: Cul4-RING E3 ubiquitin ligase complex; cytoplasm. The transcript has 13 exons. NCBI's taxonomy places the organism in Eukaryota, Metazoa, Arthropoda, Insecta, Hymenoptera, Braconidae. The record is from RefSeq and is a predicted model, not a curated record. Gene Ontology annotation, molecular function: protein binding.
UCUAUGUAGUUAGUAUUAUACUACUACGAUAUGUAAUCACUGAAAAUGUUUUUUUUUCUCUCUUGUUUUUUACAUAUUGCGUGUACAAUGUUUGGAGCUUGAAAGAAACUAGUACUAUACUGUUAUGUAUAUGUAUACAUAUACGUAUACGUAUAUUAUAAUAAAUAUCAAUUGUUGAUGACGAUGACUCUAGUGUGUCAACUCAUGACUUUAAUGGAUAAUAAUAAAUGAUUAAUGGAAAAUUUGUCAAGAGGAGACGAUUUUUGUAAAAGUUGGUGGAUACGUAUAACAAAAAUCAAAAAAAGAGGAAGAAUUGUGAUUGAUUAAUGUCUUGUGAAUUUUUGAGAAUAAUCAAAGUAAAAGUAUUGAUCGAUGGGAGUUUGAAUAUUUUAACGAUUGUCGAGUAAGGAAAUAUAUGGAUAUGGAGUCAUCAUUCAGCAGAGGGAUUAGUAAAGAGAAGAGACUGAUUGAGUUGUUGAGAUUGAGGGAAACUCAUGAAUCACUGGCAAGAACUGUACGUCGUAAACUUCACGUGACAGACAAUUUAAUUUCACGAUUGGGUCUGGAGAAGGAAUUAGAGGGACACAAGGGAUGUGUAAAUUGUUUAGAAUGGAAUAAAACUGGAGAGAUGCUUGCUUCGGCAUCGGACGAUAUGCAUCUCAUCCUUUGGGAUCCUUUUCGUUAUCACAAGAAAUUAGUUGUUCAUACGGGUCAUAAUGGAAAUAUCUUCUCAGUAAAGUUUAUGCCUGAAUCGAAUGACUCGAUAUUAGUGACUGGUGCUGGUGAUAAUGGAGUGAGAGUUCACGACGUUUCGAUAUCCAAUACGAUAUUUAUUUGUACCUGUCACACUGGCCGUGUCAAACGAAUAGCUACCUUGGAGAAUGUGCCUUCGGUAUUUUGGAGUGCUGCGGAGGACGGUCUUAUCCUCCAGUAUGACAUGAGAACCAAACACAAUUGUAAAUCGAGUGAUCAUAGAAGUGUACUAAUUAAUUUAGUCAAUCAUGCCGGUAGAAAAGCAGAAGCCAAAUGUAUGGCUGUUAACCCAAGGAGGCCUGAGAUUAUUGCCGUUGGUGCUAAUGAUCCUUAUGUGAGAAUGUAUGACAGGAGGAUGAUUAAAUUGGGGCAGAUGCCAAUGGAUCUCUCUGGACAAAAUGAUUUAUCACGAUUAAAUCACAAUACAGCUGGCAAAGGAGAUCCAGAUGGCAAUGUAUCUCUCGGCUGUGCCCAAUAUUUUGUCGCCGGUCACUUGAGGUCACCUCAGAUGGGAUAUAGUGAACGAAAUUUUGCUACAACCUACUUGACAUUCUCUGAUGAUGGCAAUGAGUUGCUUGUAAAUAUGGGAGGCGAACAGAUUUAUCUCUUCGAUAUUGAUAGGCAUAGAAACUCGACAAGUUAUCAAAUACCUCUGGAAUCGUCAGACUGUGAAGAGAAUGAUGAGGAAAUUACGAGAUUGGCUUAUGGAGUCGAUAGAGCUGACCCAGAGGUUCAUCUUAUGCUAUUAAAUACCUCUGAAUUAUCAGACGAUGUUGAAAAAUUAAAGCAGGAGGCAAAUUGUGCAUUUCAAAAUGCGCAAUACACGUAUGCUGUGAAUUUAUACAACAAAGCCAUUGAAAUCUGUCCAACGGCAGCGGUUUUGCAUGCGAAUAGGGCUGCAACGUAUAUGAAAAGAAGAUGGGAUGGUGAUAUUUAUGCAGCCCUCAGAGACUGCCAGACAACUCUGCUCUUGGAUCCUGAUCACGUCAAGGCGCACUUUAGACUGGCUCGAUGUCUUAAUGAUCUACAUCGUCCAACAGAAGCCUAUAAAGUUAUCCAAGAUUUUCAGGAAAAAUAUCCAGAAUAUAACUCAAAUGUCGCUCAUAAAGCGCUAAAAAAGGACAUCAAAGACGCCAUCAGCUCCGAAUCAGAUAAUGGAACAACUAUCAACAAUUCCUACUUAACACAAGUGUCAUCAUAUGAACAAGAAUGGAGGCGUCGAGCAAUCGAUUAUAAACAAAGAUUCUGCGGUCACUGCAAUACCACAACGGAUAUAAAAGAAGCCAAUUUUUUCGGAAGUAAUGGUCAGUUAAUAGUGGCUGGUUCUGAUGACGGUUCCUUCUUCAUCUGGGAUCGUGUAACGACCAAUAUUGUUAGGGUUCUACGGGGAGAUGAGAGGAUUGUCAAUUGUCUUCAACCCCAUCCAUCAUUGUGUCUUUUAGCAACUAGUGGAAUUGAUCCUGUUAUAAGGCUGUGGAGUCCAUUACCCGAGGACGGAAUUGUAAAUGAUCGAGUAAUUCAAAAGAUGUACGAAGCAGCUUCAGCGAAUCAAGUCCGCAUGAACAGUGAUCCAUUCGAACUGAUGAUAAUGAGUAUGGGAUAUCGUUUUCCCAACCAAUCAGGAAUGAAUUCUAGUGAUGAACAAAAUGAUUCAUCCCCCCUUCAUCACCCACCGAGUUGUCGAACAAGCUAGGCCAGCCCGCGCUAGUACCUAUGCUCAAUCAUCCUCACCGAGCAUAAAAAUCAGUAUGUAACAACAAUCUGUGAAAGAAGUUGAAAUUGUUGAGGCUCCUUGAUUAAUUAUCGAUGUUAAUUAAUAUUUAUAUAUCGAUAUACAGCGAACAUAAAAUUCGUUUCUACCGCAUUUUGCUUUAGUGAAUAAAUUAUAUAUUUCUUGAAAACACGUGAGAUUAGACGAAAAGGAAAAAAAAAACAUAAAUAAUAAUAACAAUAAUA